AUGAAAACUGUAAAGCUCCUAGCCUCAUUAAUUGGGGCUGGCUUGUUGUCCUGUUCGACGAUCGAUGCCAUUGUGGCGGGGGUAGACUUUGGUGGAGAGUAUUUCAAGGUGGCACUUGUCAAGCCCGGCACCCCAUUUGAGAUCGUCACUAAUGUACACAGCAAGCGCAAGACUGAAACGAUUGUGGCCUUUGACGGCGACGAGCGCCUUUAUGGGGCAGACGCUGCUACUGUGGGUGUACGCAGACCUCAAACAGCGUACAUGCAAAUCCGUCGUCUUCUAGGUACGAAGCUGAGCGAUCCACAGGUCAUAGCCCUGCGAGAUGAGGAGCAUCUACCUUAUGAGCUGAUUCAAAACGCCACGCGUGGCGGCACUGUCAUGCUUCAACACGGAAAAAAACAGUUCUUUCACGCUGAGGAACUCGUUGCUAUGGUGUUUACCCACGCGCGCCAGAUCACUGAUACCUUUGCUGAGGCGUCUGUGAAAGAUUGGGUGCUCACAGUUCCUACUUACUUUUCCCAAGCCCAGCGCCAGGCUAUGCUAGAUGCUGCUGAUAUUUCGGGUGUGCGUGUUCUGUCGCUAAUUAAUGAAAACACGGCGGCAGCGCUUCAGCUGGCCGUGCAUUCAAGUUUUGAUCCUGAGGAAAAGCCAAAAAAAAUUCUAUUUUACAACAUGGGCUCUACUUCACUGCAGGUGAGCAUCGCCGAAUUUUCAAGUCAGGUGGUGCCGGACGGAUUCAAGAAGAAUAAGACUAUUUCUAUCUUUCAGACUAUAAGCAAUGCGUGGGAUGAAUCGUUAGGUGGUGCCAAGUUUGACUUGCGUCUGGCUGAACACUUGGCCCAGGAAUUCAGUGACAAGAUUGGUGAAGAUAUUCGAAAAGUGCCUCGUCCGAUGGCUAAGAUUCGUGCACAAGCGAAGAAAACAAAGACAGUACUGUCGGCCAACGAAGAGAUUCCUGUUGUCAUGCAAAGUCUGCAUAACGACAUCGACUUUUUUACGUCCAUGACACGCACAAAACUCGAAGCACUUUCAUCCGAUCUUUUUGAACGCACUUUGAAGCCCGUGGAGGUGGCACUGGAAAAAGCUGGACUCACUGCUGCUGACAUUGAUGAGAUUGAACUUAUUGGUGGUGGUGUGCGUAUGCCCAAAAUUCAGCAGCAGCUGUCCGAGUUCUUUGUCGGAAAAGAUCUAGGUGUGCAUCUUAACGGUGAUGAAGCCAUGGCAUUAGGUGCCGCAUUUCGAGCUGCCAACUUGAGCAACUCGUUCCGUGUGCGACAGGUAGGAAUGACUGAUAUCGCGACUUAUCCAAUAGGUGUGCGCCUUGUGGAUCUGUCGUCAUCUGAGCUCACGAAUAAUAAGGAAGAGGAAGAUAUGAAGCAGUGGAUGAAGCGUGCAGCGCUAUUCUCGGAGUCGCAUCGCCUUGGUGUGCGCAAGUCGGUGUCGUUCUCGCAUUCAAGUGACUUAUCCUGUACCUUUCGUUACGACAAGCCGUCAAUGCUGCCUGUAGGUGUGAAUGUUCACAUUGGUACAUUCAAUGUAACGGGUGUCGAAAAGUUUGCUGCACGUAUGGCUGACAAGAAUCUAGGUGAACCAAAAGUUACGCUCACUUUUGAGCUGGACAGUAAUGGUAUUGCUCAGAUUGCGAAGGCUGAAGCCACGCUCGAAGAGGAAGUCGAAGUUGAAGUUGUUUUGAAGAAGGAAAAGAAGAGCAAGAAAUCGAAAAAGGAAGAUAGCAGCACAGAUAGCAGUGCAGCCGGUGAUGAAAAGAUGGUCGAGGAGGAAGAGAAGCCAGAGACCAGGAUGGAGAAGCAGAUAAAAACCCACCGAGAAAAGCUGAUUGUUGUGCGCGCGCAUGACGCGCGUGAACCCGAAGAUGAUGUUAGUGUUCUUCCUAUGAGCGAGCAUGCAAAGAAGGAGUCGAUGCGGAUGCUGAGAGAGAUGGAGAAUGACGACAAUAAGCGUCGUGCGGAUCUUGAGGCCAAGAAUAAUCUUGAGACUUUUAUUUACACAGCUCACGAUGCUCUUUCGGCCCAGGAAAGCCAGAUCAAGCUAGUUACAAUACCAGAGCAGCUUGAGUCGCUUCAAAAGAAGUUGACGGAGACAGAAGAGUGGUUGUACAAUGAUGGAGAACACGCAGAGGCUGCAGAGUACAAGACGAGAAUGGAGGAGCUGAAGUUAGAACUUGAUUCCAUUCUUUUCCGCGUGGCGGAGCUGAAAGAGCUACCGAUUGCAAUAAGUAACGCGAAAGAGUACGCUUCCACUACGCGCGAGCUCGUGGAUGAAUGGAGCACGAGUAAGCCGCAAGUGACGGAUGAGGAGCGCAACGAUGUGGUCGAGAAGCUCAAUGAGUUAGAAGCAUGGCUCACUGAUUCCGAGUCUUCGCAGAAGACCGCCCCGAAGCAUGAGAAGCCUCUUGUGACGUCGGCAGAUGUCGCUAAAAAAGUUCAAAGUGUCAAAAAGUUUGUCGUUGUUUUGGCGAAGCGACCGAAGCCACAGCCGGUGAAGACUCAGGAGAACGAUAUUGAAGGGUUUGGCUCCAAGACUGAAGACGAGACUUCGUCUAAGAUUGCUGACGAAGAUACAGAUGCCACCAAGUCUGAGAACGAGAAGCCUGCUGGUGAGAAAGAUGAGACAGAUGUCACCAAGUCUGAGAACGAAAAACCUGCUGAAGAGAAGGAUGAGUUGUAG
This is a messenger RNA of Plasmopara halstedii, 2688 nucleotides long. RefSeq names its product protein heat shock protein. Gene Ontology annotation, cellular component: endoplasmic reticulum chaperone complex. Gene Ontology annotation, biological process: endoplasmic reticulum unfolded protein response; negative regulation of hypoxia-induced intrinsic apoptotic signaling pathway; cellular response to hypoxia. The record is from RefSeq and is a predicted model, not a curated record. The coding region runs from base 1 to 2688 and encodes 895 amino acids. Lineage: Eukaryota; Oomycota; Peronosporomycetes; Peronosporales; Peronosporaceae. Gene Ontology annotation, molecular function: ATP binding; ATP-dependent protein folding chaperone. The transcript has a single exon.